AUGUUUGGUGUUGUGGCUUGCCUCCUGUUCUUUUUGCAGAUAAGCACUUGCACUCCCAAAAUCACAGGAAGUGAAUAUGCACAAAUGCCACCAGUUUUCCAUCUCGAUGACUUCGACAGAUGUAUGUUACUAGAGGAAAAAGCCCUAUACUGUACAAUCAGUCUGAACCUUCAAGGAUUAAAUCCAAACAGCCCUUCAAAAUCGUGGGAAAUCAUAAAGGCUGCGUCCUCAAAUCCAUCAAAUUACAGACACGACCAGCUUAGAUAUGGGGUUUGUGUACCGACAACUUGUCCCAAUGCCACACGAAGGGCUGAAGACGAUUUGGUGUUGUCGGAAGAACUCGAACAGUGUUACAAUGAUAAAUUUAAAGAAUCGGGGAUUACGACAAACAUUUCUAGUAUACAUUGUCUGAUUCCAGAGACAAAAUACAAAAUUGACGAAUACGACAUUCUGGUUGCGAUAAUAUUGGUUACGUAUAUUGUUUUUAUUAUUUUCGCAUCAUUUUACGAAGGUUGUGCCAGGUACAAGUCCAAAGAAAAAUACGAGAAAAUUACAGGCACUCCAUGUGGCAAAUUAAUAGCAGCAUUUUCUAUUCCCAGAAACUGGUAUAGAUUAACCAGAAUUGAAAAAAAUUCAGAAGAGAAACUAAAAUCAAUGCAAGGUGUUCGAUUUUUCAACAUGUUAUGCGUUAUACUGUCUCAUACAAUUAUGGUUUCAUUGGCUAGUCCAAUAAUGAACACAACUUAUGUGGAAAAUAUGACUCAAAAAAUACUGAACAUGUUUUUAGCUAAUGGAGGAUACGCAGUACAAUCAUUCUUUUUAAUGUCUGGUUGGUUGCUCUCCUACCAUUUCUUUUUGAUAUUUGAGAGGAAAAGAACCUUUAGCCUGAAAUAUAUAAUUUUGGCAUUUAUAAACCGCUACAUAAGGUAG
Messenger RNA from Aethina tumida (small hive beetle), 930 nucleotides. Its product is annotated as nose resistant to fluoxetine protein 6-like. The transcript is spliced from 6 exons. The coding region runs from base 1 to 930 and encodes 309 amino acids. NCBI's taxonomy places the organism in Eukaryota, Metazoa, Arthropoda, Insecta, Coleoptera, Nitidulidae. The record is from RefSeq and is a predicted model, not a curated record.